CCCCUUUGUCUCCUAGCUCACACCGGUCCUCUCCUCAUCGCCUUUUCGCUCUUCCUUUCCUUCAGACUCAGAGGCGGUGAUGGAUAGCCGCUCACGCGCUCAAGAGCUGCAAGUGGCCGGCACGCGGCAACAAAGGAACAAUUAGAUAAAAACACUGAGGCUGAAUGGGAUGGAAAGCUUCUUUAACCAGAAUGGCACGUGUGUUUGUAUAUGGGACUCUUAAAAAAGGCCAACCCAACCACAGCUUCAUGACCAGUUGUACCAAUGGGAUCGCAGAAUUCCAAGGUCGGGGUCGCACAGCAGAUCUAUAUCCUUUGGUGAUUGGAAGUAAACAUAACAUUCCCUAUUUGCUGAAUGUCCCAGGAAAAGGACACUACGUUACUGGAGAGAUCUAUUCUGUUGAUGACCAGAUGCUGCAAUUCCUUGAUGAAUUUGAAGGCUGCCCAGACAUGUAUCAACGCACUCCAGUGAGGAUUGAAAUAUUAGAGUGGGAAGGUAAAAGCAGUGCACCUGAGGAGAGGCCAGCUGUUAACAGCAUUAUGGAAUGCUUUGUGUACAGCACAACUACCUACCCGCCAGAGUGGAUAAAUCUCCCUUACUAUGACAAUUAUGAUUCCUUUGGGAAACACGGACUUCGUUAUAAUCCACGAGAAAAUAGAUGAAAAAUGGUAAAGAACACUCAUGAGUAAGAAGAUGAAUAAAACACAUGUUGAUUAUAAGGUGACCUCAUCUUAAUUUGCCAUUAUGAUCAGAUUUUUUUUGAAAAGCAUAGCAGUACAUUUAAAGAAGAUCAAAACUGAUUCGUAAAGUCAACAUUAUAGAAAUCUACACUGGGUAUAAGGCUUUAUUGCAGCUUAUCUUAGAGAUGAUUUUAACAUAUUGGCAACAUUAUUCUGAUCACUCAGGGUUUGUUUUAUUUGUACUCUUGCUGUCUGCUCCAACAGCAUUACCGUUAAGGUGUUCAAAAAGAAAGGUUAUGUCGUAAAAUUUAGAUUCACCCAAUGGCAUAGAUACUGACAUUUUAUCUGCUCAAUUCAUUCUGUGCUAUGAUAUAAUUUUGUUGCCUUGUUUUUAAUAUUAAGAUAACUUUGGGAAUGGAUCUUUUGAAAUGUGCUAUUUUGACCCACUGGACCAUAUCAAUACUGCUGAAUUGAUUCUGGUCUAUUGUACCUAGAUGUUUUUAUAAAAGCUGCUUUGGGGAUGCCUGAUCCACUGUAACAAAUCCUCCAGAGGAAUAGGCUGUACUGUGUCAGUAAGUAAUUUGGUAUAUUAGCAGGUUCAUUCUUGAUCCAUUUGCAGAAGCAGCAAAAGAAACAUGCCUAUAAUAAAAAAUGACCAUUCAAAACUAAACCAUUUAGGGAGCUUAAACAUAGCAUUAGUAAUGUUUGUGUCCUGGAUCUUUUUAAAAAAGAUUUAUCUUGCAUAGGCUUUGUUACCCCUCCUUUGUAGUCUAGCAAAAUAGCAAAACACCCACUUGCUUGUAGAUAAAACCAAGCAUCCUGGAUUUAGUAUCAAACUGAGGUUUAGGCCAAUGCCCAGAUCCACAGAACCAAGAAAAUAUCACUUACUCUUAAAGAGGAACAGUGCCUGGGGGUGGGGAUAUCACAGAAAAACCAACACAUUGGCAAUUUUUUCUUCAGACCUGACAGAAGACUUAAGCUUCUAAGUACAAACAACACUUAAAAUAAUUUUAGUAAGGCACGAAGUACCAAUUACUAUCCACCUCCAUUUGAUAUUUCAAGUCAGUGUAGAUUCAAAUUAAUAUACACUUCUUUGCCUCUGCUUCCAAGCAAAGCACUAGAUGUGUACUAAGAAUUUAAAGAACCAAAGAAGAACGCAGCCACAACUGUGUUGGGCAUUGAUCCUUCUUAACCUCACUAGCUGCAAGUUUUACUUACUCUUAAACUUAAUGGUAGAGGGUGCAUACUAGCUGCCUCCCUGGACCAAUGAAAUGAUCUUUAUUUUUAGCUGUCAACUGAAAAUGUGCUUCACAAAAAUACAACAGCAAACAUAGCUAUCAGCUGAUGAGCUAGCAAGAUCACAACAAAGUACUAUGUAACAGGGCAUAGUAUAAGAACUAUUAAGCAGCUACUGCUCUUUUUACUAGCCUGAAAGAAGGGGUUCUAUUUGCAGACCAUUCCUGAGGAGCCCAGUACUGUAGAUAUGGCAGAGCAACAUGUGAGAGGUUAAGAUCUCCCUGAGGUGAAGCUCUAGUCUUAGAUCUAGGUCUACACCACUAAACACUAUGACAUAAAGACAAUACUGCAUAUAGGGAACAGUCUUCAGAAAGUUAAGACUGAUAAAAAAAACUAGGCUGUUGGGUCCUGUAAUUAUGGAAAAGAGUCAAGAGCUUAGCUAAUCAGGGUCUAAGAUGACUAAUGCUAAUUUGAAAUGAUCAAAGACUGGCUGAAAUUUACACACAUUCUUCGAAGGGAUCACAGAAAAGAGUCUGGUAUUUAAAGUCUACUGGCACAGAUUAUCAUCUUGUGUACAUUGUCUUCAUUCAAAAAAAGGGCAAACUAAUAUUUAGACAAAUGUUCCGUUUUAUUGAUUUAAUUUUGACACUAGGAAAUCUCACAGCAGAAGUACAAAUCAUAUGUACAAGUAUUUAUAUCAAUACAAAUUUCCAUUGGUGAUUUUUUGGCAGAAUGUUAGUUUUGACUAUAUAUGGAAUAAAUAUGACCAUGUAAAAUCUGCUGCACAGGAGUGUUCCCGUAAAAUGCCGGAAUAAAUUUGGUAUGAAAGAAGAAUAAUAAAAAUAGCUAAUUAAAAUGGGUGAUGAUUAAGGAUAUUUCAUUCCAGUUCUACAAGAAGAUCUCCUUCUCCAACUGUGUCUCCAGCUUUGCAAUGCACUGAUUUCACCUUAAAUUAAAAAAAAAGUAAUCAUUAAACAGUAUUUAUGAGGAUGAAGGGAGAAGCAAUAUCCAGAAGUGCAUUUGGAAAAGACAAGGAGGUCUCUGCAGGAUCUGAGGCACAGGUACAAUCUGCUUGGCUCCCUGAAGUCCUCAGAUAUAAUGCUAAAUGAGGCUGGGAUUACCUUGAGGAGCGUAUGUGCAUGACUCAUUCUCUCCUCUGCCCCAAGUCCCUUUAGAGUGUCCUUUUGUCCUUAUUCGCCUGAAAAGGCCUCUCCAUUCAAGGGGCAAUCCUUUCGGGGAAAUACUUUUACAACAUAUAACACCUUAGCUAGAAAUGUAGCUGUUAAGAUGGCCAGUAAUUCUACCCCACCCCUCAAACUCUAUACAGAAGUACUACUUUUUGAUAGUUGGAUUCCAAAUGAGAACUGUGAACUAGGUGCUUUUCGAAAACAUGAAUCCCCUUAAUUCUUAACUUCACUCUCCCCAAAACCCAUAGUAAAAUUUUCUGAAUGCUGUAACGUAUUUCAUAUACUCACUGAAUCCCAGUGUAAUUCAAAAUGAGAAAACAAACUAAUUUGGAUUAAUUAAAAGUAGAAAGCAAAGAACCUGUAGCCCUGAGACUUAAUGUUGUAAUUAGGCACUUGCCUUUGAAUAGAAAUUAAACAAUCAGAAGUAUUAUACAUUGUCCAUUAUGGGCUUCUGAUGUACUGGAUUCUUUUAUGGACUUAUUUCUCAUGGUGAUUGUUACUGUAGUAGGUUGGGUUUUUUUUAUUCCACUGAUUUUCUCUUCUCAUAAAAAAGUGCUGCCUUCCAAAAUGCCACGUUUCUGGAAGUUCUGAUACUUUUAGGGAAGGGUUCAUUUGACUUGGCACAAGCUCUAGCAAUGAUAAGCAAGGGAGAAAUGGGUCAAAAAUAGGCCAUUUGGGCAACUGGUAAAAAUACAAAAUGCUCAAGGGGCCUAGUGUCCUGUGCUCUCCUAGGUCCACUUGAACUCAAAUGGGAACAGGCCAAGAAGAACUGUUAGUCCUAACCUGAGGUUUUCCAAAUGGAAUGGGGCUACGUGAUAUAUUGAUGUGUGAUAUCAAACUAUGCCACUUGGGCAGAAGUGACUCCUUUUUCAGGACGCUGAUGCCUCCAAUGUUUGUAUGUGAUAUCUUUUUAACGAUGCUGAAAUUACUAUGGUAGAGGAGGCACUUCUAUUGUGAGUUUUUUUAAUGAGGAUACUUGGAAUUGUCUGGGGAAAAAAAAUCCUGUGAUACAAGAAGUAAUAAAAAUCCAUCUAGGCAACCUUCA
Molecule: messenger RNA, 4148 nt
Organism: Trichosurus vulpecula (common brushtail)
Lineage: Eukaryota; Metazoa; Chordata; Mammalia; Diprotodontia; Phalangeridae
Gene: GGACT
Product: gamma-glutamylamine cyclotransferase
Exons: 3
Coding region: 165-662 (165 amino acids)
Molecular function (GO): gamma-glutamylaminecyclotransferase activity
Source: RefSeq, a predicted model, not a curated record